AUGAGUCGUCAGCAUACCGUUCUUCUCUUCUUCGGUCUCGUUCUUGAGCCCGAUGGAUUCCAUGUACCGCCACAUCUCUUGCCGAACCUUACUCCGGACCCCAUCGGCUCCUACUGCAAUAUCUACUUCGAAAACGGUGUCAUCCGCACAAUGAACCCGUACUUUGGUGGGCAGAUGCUCCACCCUAGUAACCUUCUUGUUUAG
This is a messenger RNA of Aspergillus melleus, 204 nucleotides long. RefSeq lists its product as uncharacterized. The transcript has a single exon. NCBI's taxonomy places the organism in Eukaryota, Fungi, Ascomycota, Eurotiomycetes, Eurotiales, Aspergillaceae. Bases 1 to 204 code for a protein of 67 amino acids. The record is from RefSeq and is a predicted model, not a curated record.